AUGUCACAUCGGUUGAAGAAGUCACGUCGUCACUCCCAGGACACUUACCCGGAUGUGCGAGCAUCCCUCGCGAAUAAGACAAGCUGGAGGGAUGAAGACUUUGUAGAUUUCACACACAUCCAACCGGUUGAUUGGCUCGUCUCUGCAUCCAGUCAGACGGAGAGUGAGGAGUCCCGUCGAAUUAGUCAAUUCCAAUUACCGCCGGAGCCUUAUGACGGGACCAAAUCGCGACUCUUUUCAAGCUUCCCCAGUGACGAGGAUGAGCACCUAGGCUUUGCAUUAAUAACUUCUAGGGAAUCGGAACCUGGGGACGACUACAAUGAACCCAACUUUAGAACUACGAGGCGCGAAAUUGUGGAAUUGUCACCGAUGCAAAUUUUGCGACGUUGGACGACAAUCGUCAACUUGAGUGGACUGAAAAGGGAGGGUGACAAGGUGACACUCAGACCAGAAGCGGCGAACGAAAUCGAGGCACUACACGCGGCGGCACAUUACAUGGCGGAGAAAUUUGGUCAGGGUUCAGGCGCCUACGAAAAGUGGCGCCAGUGGUUCCUCCCUGUUUGUCACCCCAUUCGGCGUAGGCAAAACAUUUUACGGCGCUUUGAGAUCGAAUACCGUGUCAAUGUCCAGGACUACGAACCCGCAAUGCGACCAAUGGCAAAAAUGAUUCGAAGGAACAUUCGACAACUUCUGCACAAGGAGUAUGCUCCUAUCAACAAUAGGAUUUGGCACGAAAAAUUGGGCCAACUGCUCAUACAAAAGAGUAGAGUCGAUCUAACGGACCACAUUAAGCGUCUGGAAGAACGUGAGAGGCAGAGACAGACGGAACUACUUCAAAAGGGUGUGAUCAAACAGGAGAUCUACGAUCAGGUGUCCACAGCAAAAGUCACCGCGAAGCACAAAGUCCGUCGAAGAAAAGCCGGUAAAAAGGGCAGUCCAACGACAACAAAUUUGUUGACACAUCUUGAUGCAUUCAACACCGCCACAGUGGCACCUGAUUUGGAUAAAUUGAAAGCUACAGUAGCGACUCGACAGAUUGAGCUGAAGAAGAAUGAAUUAACCUCCGACCAGGAUGUUGACACAUCAGUUUCACUCCAAUUGCUGCAAGAGUGGAAGUCGUCGCUGCCAAGUCGUGGAUCUAAGCACAAAAUCUUAAUCCCUCUAGAGAACGAUUGUCAACGUGACUUGGCACUACUUGAGGCGCCGAUCGAGUCUACGAAAGGUGAGGUGACUUCGGAUGAGCAACGCUGGGAAGAUUGGGUGACAAAUGAGGAAAUCAGUUCGGAGGACAGUGGACGGAUCCAUGAAGAUGGACUUAUUCCUCCAGCUCCCGCUGAGAUGAAAGAGCUGUAUAAAAGAGCUCAGAAAAUACUCAACACUCCCUGUUUCGUGAGGAAGAAACUGCCAACAAAGCCACCAUCACCUGAACGCGGCCACAGAUAA
Echinococcus granulosus is the source of this 1443-nucleotide messenger RNA. RefSeq lists its product as hypothetical. The coding region runs from base 1 to 1443 and encodes 480 amino acids. The record is from RefSeq and is a predicted model, not a curated record. Lineage: Eukaryota; Metazoa; Platyhelminthes; Cestoda; Cyclophyllidea; Taeniidae. The transcript has 7 exons.